UUCACAAAUUUUUGUGGGCUCAAUGGGAUUCAUCAAAAUUGAAAAUUACGCACCACGUGGCGGUUCCGCGAUCGUAUUUCAGCAAUAUGAUGGUCAGCGAAGUCGGUAGUUAUUGGCAGGAAAGACUAUCUAACAUGUCAGAAACGGAAUCAAAAGCAUGGGAUACUGUUGGAAUUGUCACUUAUUCAAAUUCGCGACAACAGGCUGACGAGCUUUAUUCUGAAUGGGCGCAGAAAUAUGACAGUGAUCUCGAUACCCUGAAAUAUGAAACUCCGCAGAAUCUGGUGACAGAAUUAUUAAAAUAUAUCGAUAACACUCCGUCAACAAAAGUUUUGGAUGUUGCGGCAGGCACAGGAAAAUGCGGCGAGGUUUUCAAAAAGCUCGGUUUCAAAGGAAUUAUGGACGCAAUAGAAAUCAAUGGUGCGAUGCUGGAAAUAGCAAAGAGAAAAAAUUUAUACAGGAAUCACACGGAAAUGGGGGUUUAUCCAGAUAAAUCGAUUCCAAUAGUUGAUGGAUUGUACGAUGCGGCGGUAUGUGCUGGAUCGUUCGGUCCUCAUCAUUUAGCUCCAGGGUGUGUUGCGCCAAUCAGUCACACUUUAAGACAAGGAGGCGUGGCAAUUUUCAAUUGUCGGGCAACUCCUCAGGCAACCGAGUACAGAGAUUCGCUCGAAAAUGAAAUAGAUAAACUAGAGGAAGCUGGAAUGAUUGCCAGAAUUGAAGUGAAAGAAAUGACUCAUUAUGCAGUAAAAUGCCGGGAAACAGGAAAUUCAAUGAUGUCAAAAGUCUAUGUUUAUCGCAAAUUGUGAAAAAUUUGUAUCAAAUGAUUUUUUGAUGCUCACUAAUCAGUAAUAAAUUGCAUCUGAAUGAAUGUCAA
Molecule: messenger RNA, 874 nt
Organism: Styela clava
Lineage: Eukaryota; Metazoa; Chordata; Ascidiacea; Stolidobranchia; Styelidae
Product: methyltransferase-like protein 27
Source: RefSeq, a predicted model, not a curated record